Molecule: messenger RNA, 1945 nt
Organism: Cebus imitator (Panamanian white-faced capuchin)
Lineage: Eukaryota; Metazoa; Chordata; Mammalia; Primates; Cebidae
Gene: GPR34
Product: G protein-coupled receptor 34
Exons: 3
Coding region: 303-1451 (382 amino acids)
Biological process (GO): G protein-coupled receptor signaling pathway
Cellular component (GO): membrane
Molecular function (GO): G protein-coupled purinergic nucleotide receptor activity
Source: RefSeq, a predicted model, not a curated record
GAACAUAAAAAAGAAGAGAACCCCAACCAAUUGCACCACGACCGGAUGGAAGAGCCCAGCUGACACAACCAAGACAACUCUCAGUGUCUAGGGAAGCUUGGGGUUCAGCUCCUUUUACUUCAGGCAAAUCUGAACUCAGUUAAUGCAAUUUUUGAAGCAUGUCCUGAAUAGAUUCAGUCAUUAUCGAGUCAAACGGUGAAAGGUUGCUACUAUUACCAAAUAGGAAGAAUCUGAAGACAUAAGAACUACACAUGAGGAAUACGUCAUUUAGCACCUUCACUUUUUGAUCUCCACAGAAGACAAUGAGAAGUCACACCAUAACAAUGAUGACAACAACUUCAGUCAGCAGCUGGCCUUACUCCUCCCACAGAAUGCGCUUUAUAACUAAUCAUAGCGACCAGUCACCACAAAACUUCUCAGGAACACCAGAUGUUACUACAUGUCCCAUGGAUGAAAAAUUACUAUCUACUGUGUUAAUAACAUUCUACUCGGUUAUUUUUAUCGUGGGACUGGUUGGGAACAUAAUUGCCCUCUAUGUAUUUCUGGGUAUCCACCGCAAAAGAAAUUCCAUUCAAAUUUAUCUACUUAAUGUAGCUAUUGCAGACCUUCUACUCAUCUUCUGCCUCCCUUUCCGAAUAAUGUAUCACAUUAACCAAAACAAGUGGACACUAGGUGUGAUUCUGUGCAAGGUUGUGGGAACACUAUUUUAUAUGAACAUGUAUAUUAGCAUUAUUUUGCUUGGAUUCAUCAGUUUGGAUCGCUACAUAAAAAUUAAUCGGUCUCUACAGCGACGGAAGGCAAUAACAACUAAACAAAGUAUUUAUGUCUGUUGUAUAGUAUGGAUGCUUGCGUUUGCUGGAUUCCUAACUAUGAUUAUUUUAACACUUAAGAAAGGAGGGCAUAAUUCCACAAUGUGUUUCCAUUAUAGAGAUAAGCAUAAUGCAAAAGGAGAAGCCAUUUUUAACUACGUUCUUGUGGUAAUGUUCUGGCUAAUUUUCUUACUAAUAAUCCUUUCAUAUAUUAAGAUUGGGAAGAAUCUACUGAGAAUUUCUAAAAGGAGGUCAAAAUUUCCUAAUUCUGGUAAAUACGCCACUACAGCCCGGAACUCCUUUAUUGUACUCAUCAUUUUUACUAUAUGUUUUGUUCCCUAUCAUGCCUUUCGAUUCAUCUACAUUACUUCACAGCUAAAUGUAUUGUCUUGCUACUGGAAAGAAAUUGUUCACAAAACCAAUGAGAUCAUGCUGGUUCUCUCAGCCUUCAACAGUUGCUUAGAUCCAGUCAUGUAUUUCCUUAUGUCCAGUAACAUUCGCAAAAUAAUGUGCCAACUUCUUUUUAGACGAUUUCAAGGUGAAGCAAGCAGGAGUGAAAGCACUUCAGAAUUUAAACCAGGAUGCUCCCUGCAUGAUGUAUCUGUGGCAGCAAAAAUACAGUCUAGUUCUAAAGGUACUUGAGGUAAACAUACUAAAAAUAAUGAUAUAAUACAGCCUCUUAAUUCUUUGAAGAACUAAAAAAAUGACGAAACAUAGUUCUAGCAUUUACAAAACUCAGAUCUCAAAGCUCUCUUUGUAUCUGUGAUAUUUCAAUCGCUUAACUGUAAGCCAUUUGAAGGUACUAUAUUUUAAAUCUGCAUAUAAAAUCUUUUCAAGAUACAUUUUUAAGCUAAUACUCUUAACAUAUAUUGUGAAGUUAAGUGGAAUUUACGGCUUUAACAGCAAAAUAAUUAAAGUGCCAUAGUCUCUCAAGUCACUAAAGUAGUUAUUAAAAUCAAGCACUUGAUACUAAUUUAAAAUGUGUUUUAAAAUAAAUGAUUCGGGAACUGACAAUAUGUCAGAAAAUAGAUGUUCCUUUAUCAUUUUAAAAUCUUGUAUAAUUUGCCGCUGUAUUCAUUUAUGCCUAAAUCUCUAUAACAAAUGAAAAGAUAAUUAAUAAAAUCCUAAUUAAAAAA